Ochotona princeps (American pika) is the source of this 2400-nucleotide messenger RNA. It is a transcript of the gene SPNS2, whose product is annotated as SPNS lysolipid transporter 2, sphingosine-1-phosphate. NCBI's taxonomy places the organism in Eukaryota, Metazoa, Chordata, Mammalia, Lagomorpha, Ochotonidae. The transcript has 13 exons. Gene Ontology annotation, cellular component: membrane. Gene Ontology annotation, biological process: sphingosine-1-phosphate receptor signaling pathway; lipid transport; transmembrane transport. Gene Ontology annotation, molecular function: sphingolipid intramembrane carrier activity; transmembrane transporter activity. Bases 166 to 1818 code for a protein of 550 amino acids. The record is from RefSeq and is a predicted model, not a curated record.
GCGGCGCAUCGGGCUGAGCGGUGGCAGCGCCGCAGCCGGAGCGAGGAGCCGACGGGGCCCGGCCGGGAUGGUGCAGCCGGGGCUCCGCGACGAACGCACGCUCUGAGCGGGCCCGGCUUGGGCCUCGCGCCCCCCGCGCCCCCCGCCGCCCCGAUCCCGGCCGGCAUGAUGUGCCUGGAAUGCGCCUCGGUGGCGGCGGGCGGCGCGGAGGAGGAGGAGGCGGACGCGGAGCGGCGGCGCCGGCGCCGGGGGGCGCAGCCAGGGGCCGGCGGUGGCGGUUGCUGCGGGGCACGGGGCGCGGGCAGCGCUGGAGGAGUCGUGGCCGCCGCCGAUGAGGUGCAGACGCUGUCGGGCAGCGUGAGGAGGGCCCCGUCCGGACCUCCCAGCUCCCCGGGCACCCCCAGCUGCGCAGCCGCCUCCAAGGGCCCCAGCGCGCAGCAACCCAAACCAGCCAGCUUGGGCCGCGGGCGAGGGGCAGCCGCUGCCAUCCUCAGCUUGGGUAACGUGCUCAACUAUCUGGACAGGUACACCGUGGCAGGCGUCCUUCUGGACAUCCAGCAGCACUUUGGGGUCAAGGACAGAGGUGCUGGCUUGCUGCAGUCAGUGUUCAUCUGCAGCUUCAUGGUAGCUGCCCCCAUCUUUGGCUACCUGGGUGACCGCUUCAACAGAAAGGUGAUCCUGAGCUGUGGCAUCUUCUUCUGGUCGACCGUCACCUUCUGCAGCUCCUUCAUCCCGCAGCAGUACUUCUGGCUGCUGGUCCUGUCCCGGGGGCUGGUGGGCAUCGGCGAGGCCAGCUACUCCACUAUUGCACCCACCAUCAUCGGCGAUCUCUUCACCAAGAACACGCGCACACUCAUGCUAACUGUCUUCUACUUUGCCAUCCCACUGGGCAGUGGCCUGGGCUACAUCACCGGCUCCAGUGUGAAGCAGGCGGCUGGAGACUGGCACUGGGCCUUGCGGGUGUCCCCCAUCCUGGGCAUGAUCACAGGAACCCUGAUCCUUGUGCUGGUCCCAGCCACCAAGAGGGGCCAUGCAGACCAGCUUGGAGGGCAGCUCAAGGUUCGGACCUCAUGGCUCCGGGACAUGAGGGCCCUUGUCCGGAACCGUAGCUACGUCUUCUCGUCCCUUGCCACGUCGGCUGUGUCCUUCGCCACAGGCGCCCUGGGCAUGUGGAUCCCACUCUAUCUGCACCGUGCCCAGGUCGUGCAGAAAACAGCAGAGACCUGCAGCAGCCCGCCCUGUGGGGCCAAAGACAGCCUCAUCUUUGGGGCCAUCACCUGCUUCACGGGUUUCCUGGGCGUGGUCACGGGUGCAGGAGCCACACGCUGGUGCCGCCUGCGGACGCAGCGAGCUGACCCGCUGGUGUGCGCCGUGGGCAUGCUGGGCUCUGCCAUCUUCAUCUGCCUGAUCUUUGUGGCCGCUAAAAGCAGCAUCGUGGGUGCCUAUAUCUGUAUCUUUGUUGGGGAGACCCUGCUGUUUUCUAACUGGGCCAUCACCGCGGACAUCCUCAUGUACGUGGUCAUCCCCACCCGUCGGGCCACUGCCGUGGCCUUGCAGAGCUUCACCUCCCACCUGCUGGGGGAUGCGGGAAGCCCCUACCUCAUUGGCUUUAUCUCCGACCUGAUCCGCCAGAGCACCAAGGACUCCCCACUCUGGGAGUUCCUGAGCCUGGGCUAUGCGCUCAUGCUCUGCCCCUUCGUGGUGGUCCUGGGGGGCAUGUUCUUCCUUGCCACUGCGCUCUUCUUCCUCAGCGACCGUGCCAAGGCCGAGCAGCAGGCGAACCAGCUAGCCAUGCCACCUGCAUCCAUCAAAGUUUAAGGCGGUGCUGCUGGGACCAUGAGGACCCCACACUCCUACCUGCCGUGGGAGGACCUGCUGGGCUUUCCCAGGACCUCCUGCGGGCCCCAUGGCUGGGCUCCAGCCCUGUUUGGCUGCGGACUGCCGAGUGGCCCUGGCUGCAAGAGCUCUCAGUUAACCGGGACAGUUAUGUGUGCUGGAGCCACACGGCCGGGCGGACUGCUGGCUUUGUGUCUGGGUCCCAGGGCCCCUGGAGCCAAAGAUGGCUUUCAGUGGGAUCUUCAGGAGAGGCUGGCCUGCUGCCGGCCUCGGGCAAGUCCCUGCCCUCCCCGGAGCAUGGGGCCAGGGGACUGGACUUCCCCAUACCGAUCGCCGGCCAAGGCACUCUGUGCAGAUGGGAAGACACACAGGACCAUGGAGCAUACGGGGAAGGGCUGAGGGCCCAGGACCCAGGGUGGCGGUUCAGGUGCUGAGGCCUCCUACCCUGGCGCGGGAAGCUGGACUCUCAGCAGGCAAAUGGAGCUAGUAAGUUGUCUCAGCUUCCCUGGCCAGCAUUCAACCUACAGGUCCCCUGGGUAGGUGAAGCCCCAGUGGCAGCUAUAU